AUGGGUGACGUUUUAUUAGAGAACCCUGCGACUCAGGCUUUGCCCCAUCGAAAACCAUUACCAUCCUCGAUACCAAAUAUAGAUUCGCUGGAGGGCUUAGGAACCGAUGGAAGUGAUGAAUAUUCAACAUUGAAGAAGCUUCAAAGGCACUUGGAAUAUAUCCAACUUCAAGAAGAAUAUAUCAAGGAUGAACAAAGAAGCUUGAAGAGGGAGCUUGUCCGAGCUCAGGAAGAAAUCAAACGUAUUCAAAGUGUUCCUUUGGUGAUAGGGCAAUUCAUGGAAGCUAUUGAUCAAAAUACUGGUAUCGUACAAUCAUCAACAGGAUCCAACUAUGUUGUUCGAAUCCUAUCCACCCUCGAUCGCGAACUUCUAAAACCAUCCUCCUCUGUCGCUCUCCACAGGCACUCAAAUUCCUUAGUCGAUAUCUUACCCCCCGAGGCCGAUUCAUCAAUUGCCAUGUUAGGUUCUGAUGAGAAACCCGAUGUUACGUACGCAGACGUUGGAGGACUUGAUAUGCAAAAGCAAGAAAUUCGAGAAGCCGUCGAACUUCCAUUAACGCAUUUCGACCUAUACAAGCAAAUUGGUAUCGAUCCACCACGAGGUGUUCUACUAUAUGGCCCACCAGGAACAGGAAAGACUAUGCUUGUCAAGGCAGUAGCAAACUCGACAACUGCAAACUUCAUCCGUGUCGUUGGGUCUGAGUUCGUACAAAAGUAUCUUGGAGAAGGUCCACGUAUGGUCCGUGAUGUGUUCCGUAUGGCUCGUGAGAACUCCCCAGCUAUCAUCUUCAUUGAUGAAAUCGAUGCCAUCGCCACGAAGCGUUUCGAUGCACAAACUGGAGCUGAUAGAGAAGUUCAACGUAUUCUUCUCGAGCUUUUGAACCAAAUGGAUGGUUUCGACCAAACUUCCAACGUUAAAGUCAUUAUGGCCACUAAUCGUGCCGACACUCUCGACCCUGCUUUACUUCGUCCCGGUCGUCUGGAUAGAAAGAUUGAGUUCCCCAAUCUUCGCGAUCGCAGAGAGAGACGUUUGAUUUUCACUACUAUUGCAUCGAGAAUGUCAUUGUCACCUGAAGUCGAUCUGGACAGUUUAAUCAUUAGAAAUGAUCCAUUAUCUGGUGCUAUUAUUGCAGCUAUCAUGCAAGAAGCUGGUUUGAGAGCAGUAAGAAAGAACAGAUAUAACAUCAUUCAAUCUGAUCUUGAAGAUGCCUAUUCUAGUCAAGUUAAGGGUGCACAAGAGGCCGAUAAAUUCGACUUCUACAAAUAGAGGAAUGAUAACGGCGAAAAAGAAAGUGGGGAGAAGUGGCAUGGGAGCGAGGUGGAAAGUGGAAAAUGCCUUGAAAUGCGACAUUUCUGAAAAGUAUCGGAUGCUUCAUUCAUGCUGGGCUUUUGCAAUUGUACCAAC
Molecule: messenger RNA, 1404 nt
Organism: Botrytis fragariae
Lineage: Eukaryota; Fungi; Ascomycota; Leotiomycetes; Helotiales; Sclerotiniaceae
Product: putative 26s protease regulatory subunit 6b protein
Exons: 5
Coding region: 1-1266 (421 amino acids)
Biological process (GO): proteasome-mediated ubiquitin-dependent protein catabolic process
Cellular component (GO): proteasome regulatory particle, base subcomplex
Molecular function (GO): proteasome-activating activity; ATP binding; ATP hydrolysis activity
Source: RefSeq, a predicted model, not a curated record